This is a messenger RNA of Rhipicephalus sanguineus (brown dog tick), 3460 nucleotides long. Its product is annotated as T-box transcription factor TBX2. Gene Ontology annotation, molecular function: RNA polymerase II cis-regulatory region sequence-specific DNA binding; DNA-binding transcription factor activity, RNA polymerase II-specific. The transcript has 5 exons. Lineage: Eukaryota; Metazoa; Arthropoda; Arachnida; Ixodida; Ixodidae. The record is from RefSeq and is a predicted model, not a curated record. Gene Ontology annotation, cellular component: nucleus. Bases 446 to 2365 code for a protein of 639 amino acids. Gene Ontology annotation, biological process: regulation of transcription by RNA polymerase II; cell fate specification; positive regulation of DNA-templated transcription.
CGCUGCAACGACGGCUCAGCUCGCGAUCCCCACCACCACCGCCGUCGCGGCAACAGCCCGCUGGCAGCACUCGGGCCAGUCUGCGGGCACUGUCCAAGCGACGCGGGUCGGUCGACGAUCCCGGCGGGCGAUCAGUGAUUCUUUUCUCCUCCGGCGUCGUCGGCUCGCGAAAGGUCUGGCGCCCCGUGCUUGGUGCUGCCCCGGGUGCCACCAGUUCACCCUCACACCCCUCUCUCCCUCCUCCGGCCGAGAGGAGGCAGGCGAUGGCGCUGCUGCCGGCCCCACGCCACCGCCGCUGCCGUCGCAGCAGCCGGCGCCGAUGCUUCUGACGACGCCGCGUACGUGAGCGUGCGGCGACUGCGGUCGUCGCGGCCGGCAUCGUGUGCAUUUGACGUGUUCUCCGGAGAGUAGUAGUAAGAGCGGUGGUGCGCGACUCCCUUCCCCGAUGCGGGUGGAGCCCGAGCUACAGCCCGGGCAGUGCAUGGCCUUCACGCCGUUCCUGUUGCCCGGCGCCACGGCCAGUUCGAGCCCGCCGGCGCGGAGCCCGUCGGACUUCUCCAUGCACUCGAUACUGAGCCAGCAACCGCCCUAUCUGCCCCUCGGGCUGCCGCCGGUGUUCGGUGCCGCGCCACCUCAGCUGUUCCCGGGUGCCGGCCCCAAGCUCGUGGGGCCACCCGUGCCGCCGCUGGGCCCGCAGGCGCAGCUCACGCCCGAGGAACUGCUGGCGGCGCGCCACUUGCGGGCGCCGCCGGGCUUCGAGCCCGAAGACGACGGCGUCCAGGACGACCCCAAGGUGAACCUCGAGGGAAAGGACCUGUGGGGACGGUUCCACGAACUCGGCACUGAGAUGAUCAUCACAAAGUCAGGCCGGCGGAUGUUCCCGCCUUACAAGGUCCGGGUGACGGGUCUGGACAAGAAGGCCAAGUACAUCAUGCUCAUGGACAUUGUGGCCGCGGACGACUGCCGGUACAAGUUCCAGAACCGGAGAUGGGUCGUGGCGGGCAAGGCCGACCCCGAGAUGCCCAAGCGGAUGUACAUACACCCGGACUCGCCGUCCACGGGGGAGCAGUGGAUGCAGAAGGUGGUCUCCUUCCACAAGCUCAAGCUCACCAACAACAUCUCCGACAAGCACGGCUUUCAGACCAUCCUGAACUCGAUGCACAAGUACCAGCCGCGGUUCCACCUGGUUCGGGCCAACGACAUCCUCAAGCUACCGUACAGCACCUUCAGAACGUACGUGUUCAAGGAGACCGAGUUCAUCGCCGUCACUGCUUACCAGAACGAGAAGAUUACGCAACUGAAAAUCGACAACAACCCCUUUGCGAAGGGCUUUCGAGAAACUGGUGCCGCGAGGAAAGACAAGAAGAAGUACGCGCUGCCUCCGGCCUCCAAGUCACUUCCGGGCGGCGCCCUGGCGCCGAGCGACGUCAGCUGUCCGACCAAGAUCGACGUGGACGACUCUUACUACAGCGACGACGACCGGCGGACGGAGCAGUCGCUCUCGGCCGACGAGGCGUCGUCGGUGGGACCGCCCGGCGGCGACCUGUCGCCGAGACUGCACGGCCGUUCGCCCGGCUCGCCCGACCACCCCGGCGGCUUCGGGGACUACCUGCCCUACGCGGCCGCCGCAGCGGCCGCAGCCGCCGCCGGCGCCGGAGGUCCGCACUCGUCGUUCCCGCUGCAGUACCUGUACAACCAGAGCCUGUACCAGCAGAGUCUCAUGCUGCAGGACAUGCUCAUGUCGUCGGCGGCCGCUGCAGCGGCCGCCGCGGCUGCCUCCAACAACGCGUCCCCGACUUCGGCGGGCGGACGGCCCGGCGCGUCGCCGUUCGGCUUCAACCCUUUCUCGGUGCGCAAUCUCCUCAUGGCUAACGAGCAGAGCUACCUGAAGGCGCCCAGCCCGCUUAAGGCGGCGGCCGACGAACACCUCAAGAGUCAGCUACGGUUCUUUCCCUACCAGCUACCGGCGUGGCGGUUGCCCACAUCGUCGGGGGAAACGUCACCUCCACCUCCGCAGUCUCAACCUCUUCCUCAACCUUCUGCCGUGGCGCAGCCACCGUCGAGACCCGGGUCCUCCUCUCCGCCGACCUCAAAGAGCUCCGGAGUUAUUCCACCUUUCGGAGGUCUUCGACAGGAGAAGAUGUGUCUCCUGAGAGACGGCUGCACCGGAGGGGAAGACCCCUCGGAGAGGUCUUCCGCACCUGGUAGUCCACUAGCGGCGACCUGCCCGACUACGUCUCCACCGACGACGUCGGCGUCCAUGAUGAUGAUGCGGGACCGCUGCUCCUCGGCGACUGCGAACUCCGCCUUCGAAGACGGCAGGGUGCGUCGUGACUCCGAGGAACUGAUCGACGGCAAUGACUGAGUGCGACCUGGGUGGCGACCGGGGACUCCCACACGUGGUGUUGUCGCGCCGUGAACCGUGACCCCGCUUACCCGCUGCGGUGCCUGGUGCGGACGUAGUAUGCUGUGUACACGACGCUCGUUACUCCUCUGUGUGCUAUAGGCACAUGAGCGACUUCGCGUCACGCGAACUUGUCGAGAACUCUGUCGUGCUCUCGCGAUUUGAGUGAGUGCGUGGGUGUCUGUGUGUGCAUAACCCAAUGCACUGUGGUUAGAGAGUAGUCGGCCGUACGCCUUCUGACUCUCGAAUGAUUCGCGUUUUUCUUUUUUUAAGACUUGUUUUUCUUGAGCUUAGUUCUCUCUACCCCACCACGAUUGUCGAAAUGGCGUACACACACGUUCACGCCAUUUCGGCGAAGUGUCGUUGCGAGUGUUCUGCAAGUAAUAAGAGUGCGCGUAGAAAAAAAGGAAAAGCGCCAUUUUAACGCAGGACGUUUCGCACUGUUUGAAAUGAAUAGCAGCAAUCGGUACUCUGUAGGGUAGCCUUCCUCCCCACCAGUUCAAUUUUUAUUUUUCGUUUUUAUCACUUCAUAGUCGCAUUUGCUGCGAGUGCCCCGGGUGACUUAAGCGCAGCGAUUCUAGCAUGAGUGCUCAGCGCGAAAGUGUUUUCUCUCUCUCUAGCUAAGGCUCUGCAGCUUCGGUUUCGUUGGUCGAGUGUGCUGACAACGCAAUACAACGAAUAGAGUGCGGAAUAAUAGUCGCACACCACGAAUCGCUUCUAUAUUAUAUCCCCACUGCCACAGAUCCUCAAGGAACAUUAAUCGCUGUUCUUAAUUCUCUGCAUCCAACCCCUCCUACUCACACCCCCGUCUCCAAUAAAUUAUUAUGUUGUUGAUAUUGCUCUCGAACAUCAGAAAUCGGCCUAGGAAUUGAUGGCACAAGGCGUAGGAGUUACCAUAUUAUUUGACUGAUGGCUGGCAAACUGAUGGAAAUAGCCCCGCCACGGUGGUCUAGCAGUUAUGGCGCUCGACUGCUGACCCGAAGGUCGAGGGAUCGAAUCCCGGUUGCGGCGGCUCCAUUUUCGAUGGAGGCGAAAAUGUUUGAGGCCCGUGUACUU